This is a messenger RNA of Rhinolophus ferrumequinum (greater horseshoe bat), 1033 nucleotides long. It is a transcript of the gene PCNA, whose product is annotated as proliferating cell nuclear antigen. Gene Ontology annotation, molecular function: DNA binding; DNA polymerase processivity factor activity. Gene Ontology annotation, biological process: regulation of DNA replication; translesion synthesis; leading strand elongation. Gene Ontology annotation, cellular component: PCNA complex. Lineage: Eukaryota; Metazoa; Chordata; Mammalia; Chiroptera; Rhinolophidae. The transcript has 6 exons. The record is from RefSeq and is a predicted model, not a curated record. Bases 201 to 986 code for a protein of 261 amino acids.
CGGGGCGCAGGGACGGAGAGCGCGCGCUAGCAGACGCGGUGGUAUUAAACGGUUGCUGGCGCAGCGAGCUUGCCGUGAACUUCCUCGGUCGCCGGCUCUUACUGCUGUGUUCGCCUUCUCGCUCUCAUCCCGUGAAGCCUAAACCCGCUACACUUCCUCUUUCCCUUAGCCUGUAGCCGCGUCGUUGCGACUCCGCCACCAUGUUCGAGGCGCGCCUGGUCCAGGGCUCCAUCCUGAAGAAGGUGCUGGAGGCGCUUAAGGACCUCAUCAACGAGGCUUGCUGGGACAUCAGCUCCAGCGGCGUGAACUUGCAGAGCAUGGACUCAUCCCAUGUCUCCUUAGUGCAGCUCACCCUGCGCUCUGAGGGCUUCGACACGUACCGCUGCGACCGCAACCUGGCCAUGGGUGUGAACCUCACUAGCAUGUCCAAAAUACUAAAGUGUGCCGGCAACGAAGACAUCAUUACACUAAGGGCUGAAGAUAAUGCGGACACGUUGGCAUUAGUUUUUGAAGCUCCAAAUCAAGAAAAGGUUUCAGACUAUGAAAUGAAGUUAAUGGAUUUAGAUGUUGAACAACUUGGGAUUCCAGAACAAGAAUAUAGCUGUGUAGUAAAGAUGCCUUCUGGUGAAUUUGCACGUAUAUGCCGAGAUCUCAGUCACAUUGGAGAUGCUAUUGUAAUUUCCUGUGCAAAGGACGGAGUGAAAUUUUCUGCAAGUGGGGAACUUGGAAAUGGAAAUAUUAAGUUGUCACAAACAAGUAAUGUCGAUAAAGAAGAGGAAGCUGUUACCAUAGAGAUGAAUGAGCCAGUUCAGCUAACUUUUGCACUGAGAUACCUGAACUUCUUUACAAAAGCCACUCCACUCUCUCCUACAGUAACACUCAGUAUGUCUGCAGAUGUACCCCUUGUUGUAGAAUAUAAAAUUUCUGAUAUGGGACAUUUAAAGUACUAUCUGGCUCCCAAGAUCGAGGAUGAAGAAGGAUCUUAGGCGGUCUUGAAAAUCCAAGAAAAUAAAACUAAGCUCUUUGAGAACUG